This is a messenger RNA of Camelina sativa (false flax), 2841 nucleotides long. NCBI's taxonomy places the organism in Eukaryota, Viridiplantae, Streptophyta, Magnoliopsida, Brassicales, Brassicaceae. The record is from RefSeq and is a predicted model, not a curated record.
AUGGGGANGCCUGAAACAGCCAGAAAGGAAAAUUUUGAGGUUGCAAAGAUUUUGGUUAGGGUGAAUCUGCUUAAAGAGCUCCCUACCCGUGUCGUCUCUGGGUUUAGUGAUGGUUGUGAGAUCGACAUUGAUGUCUCCUAUCCCUGGCUUCCCCCGAAAUGUGCCUCUUGCGACCAAUUUGGACACACUACGACUUUGUGCCCACGGAAUGCUCCUACGGUCUCAGUGCGAAGAGUGUCUAGGAGAUCUCCUAGCAGUAGGGGAAGACCAGCACGAAGGGAGAGGCUGUCUCGUCAGGGCUCUCUUCUUAGUAGGGUGCGUUUGAAAACAGUCUUAGGCUCGCGGUUUCUCACCCCUGAUGCACCAGAACGAGAAGCCGCCAACUCCAUCACCACCUCAAAUUUGGGAUCAGAUCAGGAGAAGACUGCUGCUGAGAUCCCUACCCAAGGCUUGGUUUACAAGGCCUUGAAAGCACUAAAGCCGGAUCUCCGCAGACUGAACAAGCGGCAUUUUAGUGGUAUUUCUGAAAGAGUGAAAGUUGAAGAAUCCAGAGCUAUCCUCACAGCCCCCACCCCAGAGCUAGCAAGGGAGGAACAUCUUGUUCGCACUCGUUGGAAAAUGUUAAGCAAGGUUGAGGAAAAAUUUUAUCGCCAGAGAUCUCACGCUAAAUGGAUGCACCUUGGUGACCGGAAUACUAAGUUCUUCCAUAAAACGCUCUCAGCAAGGUUAAAUAAAAACGAUAUUCAUUUUCUUCAGGAUCAAAGUGGAAGGAGAUUAUCUGACAUAUCUGAGAUUAUGUCUCACGCUUCUGCUUAUUUUAAGGAGAUCUUAGGGACCACCACUUUGGCUCAAUCCCCAUGCUCUUCAUCCUCCCUUGCUGAGCUGCUCCCCUUCAGAUGCUCCGAAGCCCACAAAUCUUCCUUGGAGGCUGCGGUUUUUGAGGAGGAGAUAAUUCGCACCGUAUUUGCUCUGCUUUUGGACAAAUGUCCUGGUCCGGAUGGUUAUUCCGUGGAGUUCCUCAGAGCCUCUUGGAGUACAGUAGGCAGUGACAUUGUUGGGGCGGUGCAGGAAUUUUUUCGAAAUGGGAGGCUCCUUAAAGAUUUCAACACUACAAAGAUUGCUCUGAUUCCCAAAUUCCCUGAAGCUUGCAAGCUAGGAGACUACAGACCCAUCAGUUGCUGCAAUUUGGUUUACAAGAUCAUUUCUAAGAUAAUUGCUAACCGGCUCAAGCCCAUUCUGCAGGUGGAUAUUAGAAAAUCGUUUGAUACCGUCUGCUGGGACUUUGUUCUCAAGUUACUAGAUGCACAUGGUUUCCCGCCUCUAUUCUCCUGUUGGAUUAGGGAGUGUAUAUCUUCUCCAAGAUUCUCGAUCGCUAUAAAUGGUGAACUUGCGGGUUUUUUCAAAGGAAAGAAAGGUCUAAGGCAGGGAGACCCUUUGUCUCCUUACCUCUUCAUUAUGGUGAUGGAGGCUCUUUCUAAACUUCUGGAAAAAGCUGUGGAUAAUGGCCAAAUUGAGUUGCAUCCAAGGUGCUCUACACCUAGAAUUACCCACUUAUUGUUUGCGGACGAUCUCUUGGUAUUCUCUAAUGGCUCAAGACGAUCCCUUACUGGAAUUGCGGAGGUUAUGAGCAGGUUCAAGGAGAUGUCCGGUCUUGAUAUGAAUCUGUCCAAGUCGGAAAUCUUUUUUGGUGGUUAUUUGGAGGAUGAUGCUCAAUCCUUGGCUGUGCUCUCUGGUAUCCGGCGAAGUUCUUUUCCCACUCGGUACCUCGGCUUGCCUCUCAGUACAACAAGGAUCACCUUUGCCAUGCUACAACCCUUUCUGGAGCGAAUCACGAGUAAGCUUCACUCUUGGACCGCCAAAUUUCUAUCCUUUGCCGGAAAAAUCAGGCUGAUAUCAUCGGUUAUAUAUGGUAUGGAGGCUAAUCGUUUCUCUAAAACGGUGAACAGCAUAUUGCAGCUCAAACCCAUUAUCACUGAGUAUCUCAAGUGUGAAGUGGGUGAUGGGCGUUCUGCCUCAUUCUGGUUUGACUCAUGGACUGAGUUUGGUCAGCUUAUUACCUUCCUAGGUGAAUCUGGUCCAAGACAACUCCGUAUUAGUAAGGAUGCGCAUAUUAUCACCGCUUCGAGAAAUGGGGAUUGGGUACUACCGCCUGCUCGAUCAGAUAACUUUCAAGCGCUUUUGAUUGCUCUUACUGAACUCCCUGCUCCCUUGGAUAGUAAAGGUUGGGAUUCCUACCUUUGGCGUAACGCUGCAGGAUUAUAUCGCCCCUGUUUCUCUGCCAAAGAGACAUGGGAGCAGCUAAGGAUUCAUUAUUCGGUCGUCCCUUGGGCUAAGGCUGUGUGGUUCAAAGAGCAUGUGCCAAGGUUUGCCUUUAUUACAUGGUUGGCUAUUCUCUCUCGCCUUCCAACAAGAGAUAGGCUGCGUAGUUGGGGGUUGAAUAUCCCUGCAUCUUGUGUUCUUUGUCCCAAUGGGAUUGAGACACACGAGCACCUUUUCUUCACUUGUCCAUUCUCCACAAACCUCUGGGGGUUCUUUGCUGCUAAGUUCUUUCCCAAUCCUCCUCUUACUCUUUCAGAUAUUCCUGCAUGGAUUCUCAAUCUCCGUCAACCGCAUGUCGCCAAGGCAAUCACCAUCAUCAAGCUUCUGUUUCAGACCGUGGUUUAUCACAUCUGGAAGGAACGAAAUGCCAGGAUCUUCUCAUCUGCCGAAUGCUCCGCCACAUAUCUCCGCCUCUCCAUUGAUCGUACGUUGCGAAGUCGCCUCCUCUCAUUUCCUGGGACCGUCUCGCAGCCAACCUCUCUCCUGGAAGUUUACUUUAGUCGUCUCUCUUAUCCCCUUUAG